Molecule: messenger RNA, 618 nt
Organism: Aspergillus glaucus CBS 516.65
Lineage: Eukaryota; Fungi; Ascomycota; Eurotiomycetes; Eurotiales; Aspergillaceae
Exons: 2
Coding region: 1-618 (205 amino acids)
Source: RefSeq, a predicted model, not a curated record
AUGGCUAUGAAUUCUCUUCGUCACGGAAUUGCAAUUCCCAUACAGCGGCAAUCUAAGCCCCAUAUGCAUAUUAACAAUUUACUUGGGCCAUGGAGCCCAGUGCAACCACCGCGCGGCCGUGAUCGCAAUUGGCCAACAGUUGUACUCGAGGUCGCCGUUUCUAAGUCUCAAUCAAAGAUUCAGUCGGAUGUCCGCUUUUGGUCAUGGAAAAGCCAAGACAAAGUGAGCCUCGUCUUUACGCUCACUGUUGACCGCCAGAAUCCCAGAAUCGUGAUCGAGAAAUGGGAGCCGGCGGGUGACCGAGAGCAUCGCACCCUGCAGACACACGCUACCGGUAUUAGCACAGGUGGUCAUUACGGUAGUCGCAUGCUCCCAAGUUACACGGACCAUUUGGCAGCAAAGCUAAUACUCAAAUAUAUGAAUGAAGUUUUAGAGGCGCUAAUACUUUUGCCAUGGCAUUUCACACGCAGUGCAGGACCAACAAGACGUUUUGGGCAAGACUCUACCUCGGAUUCGAUAAAGAAAGGCCCGUCCGGGAAGCGAGGAAUAAUAGUCCAGAUGGUACUAUAUAAUAAGACAGAAGUCCUAGAAAUAUUCAGCUGGUUUCAUUUGAAGUGA